Dovyalis caffra is the source of this 408-nucleotide messenger RNA. NCBI's taxonomy places the organism in Eukaryota, Viridiplantae, Streptophyta, Magnoliopsida, Malpighiales, Salicaceae. The record is from the annotation of a GenBank genome assembly.
AUGGAUACAGCACCAAGAAUCAAGAUUUUCUUCAAGUCUGUGUGUUUUCCAGCUUUCCUAUCCCCUAUUAUCACUCUUCUUUCUGAUUCGAUGGCGGUUGUUUCUUUGCAGAUGCAUCAUCAAAUGGAGGAGGACAAAGAGGUGAUUCUUCUUGGAUUUCUUUUGUUGUUGGCUUGCGAAAAUAAGAGGCAAAAACAAAUGGGUUUUGAGAGAGACAAGGACAAGGAUUUGUUUUGGUGGAAGAUCGAGAGAGUUUCAGAAGCAGUAAUGGUUAAAGCAACAGAUGUUGCUACUUGUUUUUUCUGGUUUUCUUUGUGGAAAACAAAGAGAAGGAAAAUAGAAUUUGAGGGAGGAAAAUACCUAAAUCACUCCAACUCUAGCAAAACCUACUUGUUGCGCCUUGCUUAA